AUGGGGUGGUGGCACAUUGCAUCGCGCGGUCGAUUCACUGGCGCUGAUAAACCACUUGAUGAGAAUGUUCCGGCGAGGCCGAAGGGACGACGAAGGGAUCUUAGUCGAGAACGGAUGAGACUUGAGGCGCAGCGGGCUGCGAAGUCAUCGAGUUCGUGCUUGCAUGGUCUUGAUCCGUUGUUGGUAGAGCUUCAUGAUAUGGAUUUAGCAUCGCUGAAUCCAGGAGCAUCUGAGCACGACAAACUGUUAUUUGAAGAAUUCUUGAGACGCGGUAUCAAUGUACUACACUCAACCACCGCACAAGAAAGCAUGCUCCAGCCACGACUACCCCAGCUAUGUCAAGAAUCUAGCGCAUUGUAUCCGAUCUGUAUCGCAUUUCAACUAUCCCUGUCAGCCUCACAGACACCGUUAUUCUUCGAAUACUUCGACGCUGCGCUCCGCGAGUUCCGAUCUGAACUGGCCCGCAGUACGACCCUUUCGGAUGGGACUCUGACAGCGGGUCUCCUGCUGUGUAGCACUGGUCUGAUGCAUGGGUUGCCCUGGGCCAUGCAUUUAGAAGGCAUGCACAGCAUCCUGCAAAGCCACGGUCUCGACAAUUCACAUCGCACAUCCACCACUUCCAAGUUCCGCAUGCAUCUUCUUGAGGUCAUGGGGGUCAUGGACUUGCCUUGCUUUGCCGUUGGUCGUCAAACCCCCUGUAUCGGUAUCUGGCGCCGGUAUUGCCGGCCCGCGGCACCACGGCAGGGCAUUGAGCCUGUGACGGGGCUUCCCCGCAGCCUAGUCGAUUUAUUUUCCGGUAUCGGCAUGGAAACAACCGAACAAAGCUUCUGGGACUGGCCAGGCGAACUGGGAAGCUUUUUACAAUGUUAUCUGCAAAGUCGCGAGCUGUCUAGUUUCUCAGCGUGGCGGCAGUCGAGCACGUGUCCUGUAGAUGCCACUGUCCUCGUCUCGCGCAUACUGGCCAACCUCGAUGCUCUACGUCUUGCAUGUGUCGAGCGUCCGGCCGAAGACAUAUUUAUCAACAACGCUGUUCUUUACCCUUUUUUUAUUACCGGACUUGAGGUGGAAAUGAUGAAUCGCAACCCGCGGUUGCAAGAUGUUAUUCGCAAUCGUGCCUCGGCGUCAAAGCAAGACGGGAUACUCCUAGGAUUACUAGAGGAGAUGUGGCGGAGGAACGAACCUACACUGGAUGUCAAUACUCUGGCGCAGUCCAAAGAUCUUGAAAUGGGUCUUCUAUAG
Molecule: messenger RNA, 1239 nt
Organism: Penicillium maclennaniae
Lineage: Eukaryota; Fungi; Ascomycota; Eurotiomycetes; Eurotiales; Aspergillaceae
Exons: 4
Coding region: 1-1239 (412 amino acids)
Source: RefSeq, a predicted model, not a curated record